UAACAUGCGCGCAUGCGUACAGUUUAUGUAAUAGUUUUGACGUUAAUUUGAUUUCAAUGAAAUCAUAUAUCAUUUCUUUAAUAUUAUUAUUUUAAAAGAAUGUGUUUUAAAGUUUAUAAUUAAAAAAAAAAAAAAAAAAAAUUCUGGCAGAGCGGAGCUUAGUAGUCAAAUGUGUUAUUGUUAUGGCCGAGUAGAAGACAAGUAUAAUAUUUUUCAGUUUUAAAUAUCUAUACAAUUGUCUAAAAAUAAUUUCAUUCGUAAACGUUAAUAAACAAAAGCUAAGAUUUUACUUAUUACAUAAGUCAAUCAAUUGCUUUUUAAUUUUGAAAAGUAAAUGCUGUGCAUGUGCGAGAGAAAAAGAAUUUGUUUUUAUAUAAACUUGGACAUUAAUGAAUUAAUGAAUCAAUCGGUAUUUUCACAAUACAACGAAUGUGUUUAGAAUCUCUUAUAAAUUAAAAAAAAAAAAAAAUUUUUUUUUUUUUUUUUGUUAAUUUGCAUUUACGGCGUCAGGAGAUUGAUUAACAAUUAAAGUAAACUGAACUUGGAUUUAAAAGUAUUUGUAAUUUUGCUCCAAAACGUUUAAUAGAGUUGUACUACUAUGGAUACCGGAAGCGUGAUCAGUGAACCCAUAUCUCCGGCACAUCGUGCAUUCGCUAAACAAAAAUCGGCUUCCAUGACUUUUCUGAAUCCGAAAUGUACUGCCAAAUAUAGUGUUUAUCAUGCCAAUGCUGAGAAUAAACCUUUUAAACAAACUGAGCUAAUUGCUAUAUCGCAAAACGCUACCACUGGUAGACGGCGCAAGGGCGCUUCACUGUGCGGUACGCUUACCACGCGAUCGAAUCGCAGCGAAUCUAAGGAAUUACGUUCAGCUUUGCAAGACAGAGAAUCGGUUAUACAAAACUUGCGUAUACAAUUAUGCCUUAGUAAAUUGCCUCGCCCGACGGGACCACCCAUAGACGAGGCCGAGAAACCGGCCGCUGAACAGAAAUUGCAAAAAUUGAAAAUUGAAACUGAGAAUAAAAAAAUCAAAAUACGAAAUUUGAAAAGCGCUCUAGAAAGACUCGACAUCACGGAUAAUAUCGAUGUACGCAUACGACAAGCCGAAUUGGAAUAUGCCUUGGGCCGUGAAGAGUUGCAAUUAUUAUCGAUUGUUGAGGAAGUACGCGCUUUACAGGCCAGACUAGAGAAAUCGAAACUGGAGCCUCAUAGUCUCUACAGUAAACUGUCUUCCGGUGUCGCUUUAAGCUUACAUGCUGUCCAAGCAAGUACCGGACGCUGGUCCGUUCAAGAAAUACCCGAAGCGUCAGGGGCUUUUUAUAUCGAAUGGGCCUUAGAUGGCGAUGGUCUCUACAAAGGUGAUCGCAUCCUUGAGAUAAAUGGCAAACUGGUCACUUGUAAAACCAAAGAAGAUUUACAAAAGCUAGUCGGCAUUACCGGUAAAAGUCAAAUGGUAGUGUUGCGUAAAAAGCCUGCCCCAAUACCGCAAAAGCAACUUGAUCAAGAGAAGGAAAACAAUACCCGCUUGCAACACAGAAUCUCGUAUCUGGAAGAACAGGUGAAAGAGUUGCAAACAGCCAAACAAGAACAUGAUCAACAACUCCAACAGCAUCAGCAUCACAGCCAACAACAAAAUAAUCAAAUUAAUUGUGCAACAAGCGGUCAUGUUACCAGCAUAAGUAUAUCUUCACCAUGCACGACACCGCCGUCUGAUAAGCCUCUGAUUUUUCAAAGAGGCAAUUACAUAACCACUUUAGUGGGGGGUAAGCCUAUCGAAUUGUUAGGCGAUGAGCCAACAGAACAAGAGACCAAACAAAUUGUGUUAAGUAAAAGUAAAUCAACUGCGCAUAUAACUAAAACUAUAAUUCGAGAGAAUAGUCGACACGAUUUAAACCUACUAAUGGCGACUAAAUCAGGAUUAACGGCUUCGCGAAUGUCUUUGCAUAAUGAAAGAACAACUUACGGGACGCAAUCCGAAAAUAAGCGGGAAAGCAAAGAUAAACAAAGAGAACGUUCCGACAAGUCGUUAAGUCAUCCUCUAAAGGCUCAAGGCCAAAUGCAAAUGUUGGCACGCAGUGUUGAGCAGUUAAACCAACAGAACAGACAAUUGGAACGCCGACGCGAUAUGCGCCACAAUGAUAUUCAAACGUUACGUACACGUUUACCGCCCACAGAUAUGCGAAGUGUUCAAUCUUUGAAUUUUGACAGUGAUAAUGAUACGAUUAAGACAAAAGCUCGUAUCACUAACGGCGAAACUAUAUCGGAAAUACGUGCGCAUCGACCUACGCCACCCAAGAAACCUUUACGUCUUUCGUUGCAAAGGGCGCAAAGUCUACAGACUGUCGAGCUAACUGCCAAUAUGGAUAGCGAGCGCAAACGCACUGCUAUGAAACGAUCUCACAUCAACGACAAGUCUACAAUGAAUUUAAAUAAAGCGGAGAGUUUACUCAUCGAAAAUUGUAAACCCGCUGCUCUGCACACAGCGUCUUUGGGACGUCAAAGGCAUCAAAUUUGAAAGAGUUCGCAGAGAAGAAAAAACAAUAAAAUCUCUUUUUUCUAAAAAACGUAAAGAGAACAUUUAUUUGUACUUCGGAGAGACUGAUAAGCAAGCGAAUCGAAAGUAAGAGGCAAUUAAAAAACCAUCCGAGAUAUAAACUAGAGGCAAUUUUUAUAAAAUAAUUUUUAUAUAUGUUUAGUUUAAACCGUUAAAUAGAUAUACAUAC
Glossina fuscipes is the source of this 2720-nucleotide messenger RNA. RefSeq lists its product as uncharacterized. Gene Ontology annotation, molecular function: protein binding. The record is from RefSeq and is a predicted model, not a curated record. Lineage: Eukaryota; Metazoa; Arthropoda; Insecta; Diptera; Glossinidae. The transcript is spliced from 6 exons. Bases 599 to 2512 code for a protein of 637 amino acids.